Molecule: messenger RNA, 1494 nt
Organism: Westerdykella ornata
Lineage: Eukaryota; Fungi; Ascomycota; Dothideomycetes; Pleosporales; Sporormiaceae
Product: MFS general substrate transporter
Exons: 7
Coding region: 1-1494 (497 amino acids)
Biological process (GO): transmembrane transport
Molecular function (GO): transmembrane transporter activity
Source: RefSeq, a predicted model, not a curated record
AUGUCUUCUACGAGACGGUCGUCGGCGAGUGACAGUUCCUCCACACCAAAUGGAAGCGACGAGCGGACCCCAUUGCUUGCCACCCUAAGUCCCAUUCCCACGAAUGCCACCAUUGAGGCGGCUAUUGAAUCCGUAGAAGAGGAAGAUGUACACCUCGAAGACGAAGAUGCCCCACUCCCGUUUUGGCAAAUCAUGGUUCUCUGUUAUGCAAGAGUUGUGGAGCCUAUAGCCUUCUUCUCCAUCUUUCCUUACAUCAAUGAGAUGAUUCAGAAGGUUGGUCACGUGGCCGAAGAAGACGUGGGCUUCUACUCGGGGCUUAUCGAGAGUCUGUUUUCUGCUACGCAGAUGUGUGUUAUGAUCUUCUGGGGCAAGGCUGCAGACAGGUUUGGGAGGAAGCCGUGCCUAGUUAUCUCCCUCUUUGGCGUCACAAUAGCGACAGCGCUAUUUGGCACAAGCACUUCCAUAUGGCAGAUGAUUCUGUUUCGCUGUAUGGCUGGCAUCUUUGCCGGAACCCUCGUUACUGUGCGCACCAUGAUCAGUGAGAAUAGCACAAAAAAGACUCAAGCCCGAGCCUUCAGCUAUUUUGCUUUUACAGGGAAUCUGGGCAUCUGCGUAGGCCCCUUCAUUGGCGGUCUCUUGGAACGGCCGGCCGAGAAAUUUCCCUCGACAUUUGGCAGCAUACAAUUCUUCCGUGACUAUCCAUAUGCACUACCAGGCUUUGCGUCAGCUUCUGUGGGCUUCACUGCCGGGAUAGUUGGGGCUCUGUUCCUUCGCGAGACGUUACAUGUGCACCACCGUCACAGAAGAGCGAAGGGAGGAUCCAUGUCGACCUGGGAAUUGUUCAAGUACCCCGGUGUUGCCCGCGUCCUUGUCAUCUACAACUACAUUGGCAUCCUCGCCUUCAUAUACACAGCGGUCAUCCCAGUCUUCCUAUACAUACCGAUAGAGCUCGGCGGCAUAGGGUUCCCCCCGGAGCUCAUCGCCAGUGCAAUCGGCCUCAAUGGUAUUUCCCAGGCGGUGUGGCUGUUGCUGGUGUUCCCGCCGCUCCAACGCCGCAUCAAUACUGGAGGCGUACUUAGACUCUGCGCCGCUUGGUGGCCCGUCUUCUUUUCUCUGCACCCAAUAUGCCACUUGUUUCGCCGUUUUGGACUUACGGCAUUGUUUUGGUCCGUUGGACCCUUAAACCUGAUUGUUGGCAGUGGCGUGGCGAUGGCGUUCGUCGGAAAUCAGCUCGCCCUGAACGACAUUGCACCUACGCACGAGACUCUGGGUACCUUGAACGCUAUGGCACUUGCACUCUCCAGUGGUCUCCGUGCCGUUGCUCCAGCACUUGCUACUAGCCUCUAUGCGAUCGGGGUAAAAUAUCAUAUUGCCGAUGGGCAGUUCUUCUGGAUCAUAGCCAUAAUACUGGCUUGUGGGCAGAACUUUAUUGUGCGUCUGCUUCCGAAAAAGGCGGAGGGGAGGAUCGCAAGAGAGGAGGACGAGGAAGAAUAG